Molecule: messenger RNA, 1248 nt
Organism: Tripterygium wilfordii
Lineage: Eukaryota; Viridiplantae; Streptophyta; Magnoliopsida; Celastrales; Celastraceae
Product: senescence-specific cysteine protease SAG39-like
Exons: 2
Coding region: 56-1078 (340 amino acids)
Cellular component (GO): lysosome
Molecular function (GO): cysteine-type endopeptidase activity
Source: RefSeq, a predicted model, not a curated record
AAGUCUUACUUCUAACUAAAGAAAUUGGCAUAAAGAAAACACACUACCUGUCAGAAUGAGUCCAUCACUUCAAAAGAAUUUCAUUGCUUCCGUUUUGCUGAUUUUUGUGUUUUGUGCAGCUCAAGGCUUGUCCCGGACCUUGAAUGACGAUGCCUUCCUUGCUGAAAAGCAUGAGCAAUGGAUGAGUCAAUAUGGUCGUACGUACAAGGACAUUGCAGAGAAGGAGAAGCGAUUCAAUAUAUUCAAGGAAAACUUGAAGUAUAUAGAAAACUUCAACAAGGCUGGGAACAAGACUUACAAGUUAAGCGCUAACAAAUUUGCAGACUUGACUCAUGAAGAAUUCGUUGCCUUGUAUACCAUUAAGAACAUACCAACUACUUCAAGCCCGACGAAAAGAUCCUUCAAGUAUCAAAACCUCACAGAUGCUCCAACAAGCAUGAGUUGGGUGGAUAAAGGAGCUGUAACCCAGAUAAAGUACCAAGGGGACUGUGGAUGUUGUUGGGCAUUUUCAGCCGUGGCGGCCAUGGAAGGGAUUGUACAAAUCAAAACUGGCAAAUUAAUGACUCUGUCAGAGCAACAAGUACUAGAUUGUAACACCGACAAUAUGGGUUGCAAUGGUGGGUUUAUGGAUAAAGCAUUUGAUUACAUUGUUCAAAACCAAGGUCUCACAACAGAUACCAAUUACCCGUACCAGGCAAUGGAGGGAACUUGCGAGUCUUCCAAAAUCGCAAACAUUGCUGCCCAAAUUAGUGGUUAUGAAGAUGUGACUCCCAACAGUGAGACGGCAUUACUACAGGCUGUAUCUCAACAGCCUGUGUCAGUUGCCAUUGAUGGUAGUGCAAGGGAUUUUAGAUUCUACGGGACGGGGGUUUUCACCGGAGAAUGUAGCACUCAUCUUUCUCACGCUGUCACUGCAGUUGGGUAUGGAACAAGUGACGAUGGCACUAAGUUCUGGUUGAUAAAAAAUUCAUGGGGCGAGAGUUGGGGUGAAAAUGGUUACAUGAAGAUUCAGAGAGAUGUUGACAAUCCUGAAGGUCUCUGUGGGCUUGCUAAGAAUCCUUCCUAUCCAGUUGUCUAAGUAGUACUCAAAAUUUAAAAAAACUAUCUUCUACAGUUUCCUACAAUAAGCUUAUGAUGCAUUUUCUUGGCUGAGAAAAUGUCAGUAUUGCUGCUGUUGUAUAAGUUAUGAAAAUCAUGUCUUUUAUGCUAUGAUGCUAUAUACAGUAAGAUAAAACACUCUUACAUUUU